This is a messenger RNA of Penicillium nucicola, 654 nucleotides long. Its product is annotated as PaaI family thioesterase. Bases 1 to 654 code for a protein of 217 amino acids. NCBI's taxonomy places the organism in Eukaryota, Fungi, Ascomycota, Eurotiomycetes, Eurotiales, Aspergillaceae. The transcript has a single exon. The record is from RefSeq and is a predicted model, not a curated record.
AUGUCAACUGUCAGACUUAUGAAAGCAGAGAAUGCGUCUCUACGCUUCUUAAACCCCACAAACUACAGCUCUACAAACUACAGAACAAACAAAUCAAUCGAAACGUUUAUCCAAGACCACCCCGUGACCCGCGCGCUAAAAGCCAACCCUAAGUUCAUCGAGUCCCGGCCCCAUCUCAACGGGCCCAAGAUACUUCGAGAUCGAAAGCUCCUAGCCGGACCCCUUUCAGGUACACAAAAGGUCACAGUGCCGCCCUUGGUGUUCAGUGAGAAGGGAGGCAAAUGCAUGGUCGUGAUCCUCCAUGUUGGGGGUGAUGUCUGCAGUCAUCCGGGUAUUAUCCAUGGCGGUCUGGUAGCGACAUUGAUGGACGAUACUUUCUGCAGAUGCUGUUCUGCAGUUUUUCCCAAGAGGGUUGGAGUCACUGCCAAUCUAAAUGUCAAUUUUCGGAAACCUGCUUUGGCUGAGUCUUUUAUUAUGCUGAAGGCUGAGGUGGCCAAGAUGGAGGGCCGCAAGGCUUGGAUGGAGGGGUCUAUCGAGACGCUUGAACCUGAUGGUGGGGAUUCCUCUCUUCUUGCAGAGGCUAAGGCUCUGUUCAUACAGCCGAAAGAAACUGAAGUAAGUCUUUGUUUUGGAGAAGCUCUGGGUGUUGUCUAA